Molecule: messenger RNA, 1110 nt
Organism: Uranotaenia lowii
Lineage: Eukaryota; Metazoa; Arthropoda; Insecta; Diptera; Culicidae
Product: retinin-like
Exons: 2
Coding region: 116-493 (125 amino acids)
Source: RefSeq, a predicted model, not a curated record
UGGAAUUGUCCGUCCGGGGUAUAAAAGAAGCUGCCAGGUACCGGCUAAGAUCGUAGUUCAAUCCAAACGUUCUUCAACACAGACCUCUCGGGGAAAAAUAAAAUCUAUUUUCACAAUGUUCAAAUUGGUGGUGUUGUCUGCGUUGCUGGCUGUGGUCGCGGCUCGUCCCGGAUAUCCGUUCGCCUAUCAUCAUGCCCCGAUCGCUUAUCACGCACCGGCCCUGAUCGCCAAGCCAGAGAUCUACUAUCAGAAGAGCAUCAUCGCUGAACCGGCCGUGGCCCACGUGGGAACCGUAGUGAAACAUAUUCCGACGGCUGUUUCCCACCAAAGCUCGACCGUGGUCCAUAGUGCGGCUAAAUUGGCCGAACCAAUCUACGCACCAACCCUGAAACAUACCGUCGUUUCGACCCCGAUUGUCAAAACUUCUUACCAUGCCAUCCCGGCUCUUCACUAUGCCGCUCCCGCGUACCAUUGGGGAGGUCAUCAUUACUAAGUGGAAGGAACCCCUUUAAAAUGCUCCCGUCAACUACCCAGCUCCUAGUGAUUGUGAUACCUAUCUAUUUUGUUGCGAAGACUACGAUCAAUCUGAUUAAUAGCUCAAGAUGAAGGAGAAAAAUACCUGAAAUUAGCGCGUGCAAUGCGUGCAACCUUAACCCCUACUCCAUUAGAUUGUUAAUGAAUGUUCAAAAAAAAAAAAGAAUUUGCAUUUCACCCAGGAUGAUGGUAUGAUUAAGUUGUUUGUUUGAUAUAUCGUCAUCGAUCAAACUGCUAUUGUUCAUUGGUGCAAGUAAUGAAAGAUUAGUAGUUUGAUGGGGAAAAACCUGUUGAGAUGUGAAAAAAUAGAACCAAAAACUUUAAGAGCUGUGUUUUAAGUGACAAUUGUGAAAACCCAAUUCCUUGCUUGUGGUGCCCAAAUAAUGAUGUUUUAUCACCAAUUGAACUGGAAACGGAUCUUUCUAAGACCAAAUUGAUUGAUAAAAAAUCGACUAUUUAUAACAAGGGUUUUCAAAGUGAUCCCAACCGCCCUCUUGGGAGCGUUAGUAACUUCUACGGGGGCGAUGAGCUCAAUUUUAAAUUUGGGGGGCGUUGGAAGGGCUCAGGGGGCGGUGG